GCGCGCAGUUUCCUGCAGACCCGGAAGUGGGUCCUGUGAAGCGAGGAUACGGUCGCGGCGAGGAAGAAGCCUGGAAGAGGAAGCAAAAAGGUUCGAAAAUGGCUGUUACUCAGGAUCUCUUGACAUUCAGAGAUGUCGCUGUAGAAUUCUCCCAGGAGGAGUGGGAAUGCCUGGACCCUGCUCAGAGGACUUUGUACAGGGAGGUGAUGUUGGAGAACUACAGGACCCUGGUCUCCCUGGGGGGAGAGCCCUGGAGCGUGGAUGGCCAAGUGAAAGUAUCCAGAAACCGAAAUGAGUGGAAAUGUGUCACAAGUGUGAACACAGAUUCUUCUCCUAAAUGUAUGAUAAAAGAAUUGCCACCAAAAAGGAAAAGAGAUACAGGAGAAAUGUUCCAAUUGGUAAUGUUGGAAGCACACAAAAUUCAUGAUAUUCAGGAAUUGUUCUUCAGAGAAAUCCAGGCAGAUAUACAUGACUUUGACUGUCAGUGCACAGCAGAUGGAAGACUUGACACAGGAUUCUGUGUGAAACAGAAAGAAAAUCUCACUGAUAGAAGUGAUGAACAUGGUAGAAAGAAUACACGACAGAAACAUAUUAAAAAUUGGUUUGGAAUAAGCUUUAAAUCACAUCUGCCUGAACUGCAGGUACUUGACAGUGAAAAGAACAAAUGGAAUGAGUGUAUGAAAUCUUUUAACCAAGGUUCAUGUUUUACUACGCAUCAGGUAGUCCAUGCUGCAAAGAAACAAUUUUUAUGUGAUACAUGUGGAAAGGUCUUCAAUAAGACAACAAACUUUAGAAAUCAUCAGAGAAUGCAUACUGGAGAAAAGCCUUACAAAUGUAAUGAAUGUGGAAAAGUCUUCAGUAAAAAGUCAUACUUAGCAAACCAUCAAAGAAUCCAUACUGGAGAGAAACCUUUCAAGUGUAAUGACUGUGGCAAAGUCUUCAAUCAGAAAUCAAACUUUAUACGUCAUCAGACCAUUCAUACUGGUGAGAAACCUUACAAGUGUAAUGAAUGUGGCAAGGUCUUCAGUCUCAAGUCAUACCUAGCAAAUCAUCAGAGAAUCCAUUCUGGAGAGAACUACAAAUGUAAUGAAUGUGGGAAGGUCUUCAGUCAAAAGUCAAACCUAGCAAAUCAUCAGAGAAUGCAUUCUGGAGAGAAUUACAAGUGUAGUGAAUGUGGGAAGGUUUUCAGUCACAAGUCACACCUCACCAAUCAUCAUAGAAUCCAUUCUGGGGAGAAACAUUUCCAGUGCAAUGAAUGUGGCCAGGUCUUUAGUCACAAUUGCUACCUUACACAGCAUCUAAUAAUUCAUGCUGGAGAAAAGCCUUAUUUGUGUAGUGAGUGUGGCAAGGGCUUCAGGCAGAAAUCAUACCUUGAAAAUCAUCAGAGAAUCCAUACUGGAGAUAAACCUUACAAAUGCAGUGAAUGUGGUAAAGUGUUCCGUCAUAGGGCUUCUCUAGCACAGCAUAAGAGAAUCCAUACUGGAGAGAAACCGUACAAAUGUAAUGAAUGUGGUAAAGUGUACAGUCGCAGGUCACUUCUAGCAAACCAUCAAGCAGUGCACACUGGAAAACAACUUUACAAAUGUAAUGAAUGUGGUAAAGUGUUCAGUUGCCAUUCAGACCUUGCAAAACAUUUGACAAUUCAUACUAGAGAGAAAUCUUAGAAAUGUAAUGAAUAUGGCAAGGUGUUCAAUCUCAAAUCAUCCCUAGGCCAUCUUCUGAAAUUUCAUACUUGAGUGAAACCUUAAUGAAUUUGUCAAGAUUUUGAGUCAGAUUUGACACUUAGGCGCCAGUGCAUUCAUAAAGAGUGAGAAGGGCCAACCAGGUAGCUCAGUGGACUAAAGCACCUGCUUAGGCAGACACAGGGACUGGGCUUCAAUUCCUGGUGUACCAUGCUGGCCCCGCCCCAGGGGUGCCCUGAGGUGGCUAGUGAGAUGGGUGGUAGUGCGCACCUGUAAUCCCAGCACUUGGGAGGCUAAAAACAGGAGGGUCACUAUGAGUCCAAUCUGUAGUGAGACCCUGUAGACCCUCUACUAAAUACAUAAAGGAGUUGAAAAAUCUUAAAAUCCAUGAGUUAGCAAAGCUGUUUGUGUGUAAGUCCAACUAAGCUCUUUAACACAUAGCAUACUGGAGAAAAGUGGUAAGGGCUUUUGUGACAAGCUAGCUUGGAUUUCAUUGGAGAUACCUACCUGGAGAGCAAUCUAAUAAGUGAAUGAGGCCAGUAGUCAUCAGGCACUGUUGGAGCCUUAGAAAACAUUGGCCACUUCCCAGUAGGAAGAUAAAUUUUUAUGUAGAACAAAAUGAGGCGAGGCUAGAGUUAUUUAACACAGCUAGACAAAAGCUAAUGCAUAGUAGAUACAAACCUUGCCAGUGUAGCAAUGCCUGAGGGUGAAAAUCUGACCUUAGUGUUCAAAAAAUUCAAACUGGAAGAAAACCUCACAACUGGGAUGGGAGUGUCAGGUCUUUCAGUAUGUUUUCAGGCCUCAGAACACAUCUGACAAUAUAUCCUCAAGAAAAACCUGGAAAAAAAUCAGUUUGGCAAAUCUGGUAUUCACUCCUUGCACUAGCAUAUUUCACAUAACCUAUACCGAAGAGUAACCAUAGGAAUAUAUGCAAACUGUAUUACAGUUUGCUUAAUUCUGGAGAAUUUGCACAUGAGUGAUACCUUACAGAUGAAAGUAGCAAAAUCUUCAUAGAAGUCAAGCAAUAAUCAAUAUCCAAUCCAUACUGUAGAGCAAUAAAGAAAACUACAACAGACUUGUAAGCCUUAAGGCUUAAAAAGUAUCAAGUUUCAUAUCUUUGAGGAAGCCAUACAGAAGUAGUGGAUGUACUAAGGCUUUUAUCCAAGCAUCAAAACUAUUGAAGUGGAAUAAAAUAAAGUGGAAAGUAACCUUAAAAUGAAUACAGUCAGUCAUCAAGUGUUAAUUUUGUUGUCAUAAAAUGAUUUGUUCUGAAGUGAAACCAGACCAAUACAAUGAGCUUGGAAAGGUCAUUUUUGCCAGGCAUGGUACAUGCCUGUAACCCCAGCAUUUGCCAGGCUAAGGCAGAAAGGUAGACUUAA
This is a messenger RNA of Octodon degus (degu), 3061 nucleotides long. RefSeq names its product zinc finger protein 347-like. The record is from RefSeq and is a predicted model, not a curated record. The transcript is spliced from 5 exons. Gene Ontology annotation, molecular function: DNA-binding transcription factor activity, RNA polymerase II-specific; RNA polymerase II cis-regulatory region sequence-specific DNA binding. Bases 99 to 1664 code for a protein of 521 amino acids. NCBI's taxonomy places the organism in Eukaryota, Metazoa, Chordata, Mammalia, Rodentia, Octodontidae. Gene Ontology annotation, biological process: regulation of transcription by RNA polymerase II.